AUGGAUGCCACCACCACGGAUACACCACUCCCCAAUAACAAUGACACGCACAAUGAUACCCUCUUAGCCUUGAGCUCGGAUGACAAUGAUACCCCAAUGGCCACAGACAAGAAAAAGACAACCAUCGACUUGUCCGAUUCAGACAAUGACAGCGACGAUCAAGGCGGUUUGACGGGUGUAGACAACCUCAACAUUUCAGCUAGAUUGAAGCGUCUAAUGCGAGACACUACUUUGACGAGUGCAUUGGACGACGACGAUGAUAGCGAUGACGACGAUGACCCACUCAAGGACAAUGUCUUGUUUCGUACGCCUGCUGCAGUCAAGACACCUGCUGUACAAUCACUUCUUCGCACUGAGCCAUCACCUCGUCUCGAUAAAAGCAAUUACGAUGAUGAUAGCAGCAGCAAUGAUGAGGGUAAUGAUAUGAUACAUCAACGAUUGCCAGCUGCAGUUUCGUCACCUACAGCAAAUCGACAUCCACCUCGUCAAAGACGACCGCUCGAUUUCUUUGCCGGCAACAGCGAGAGUAGUAGCAGCAGCAGCAGUAGUGAAAAUGAGCAACAACAAAAACAACCACGACGACGACGUCAACAACAACCCAAAAAGACACGUCAAAAGAAAAAGACUUCAUCGACAACACCAGCAGCAACAGCAGCCGUAUCAGAUGAUGAUAGUGAGGAUGAUAAUGAGGAUGAGGAUGGGAAAAAGAGAAAGCGACCACCAAAACGUGCAAUGUCAAAACGUGCUGAACGAUUGAUGCAUCAAGAGAAUCAGCGUUUAACACGUACAACGGUUGCCAAGCUACAGCCACGUACCGACAAACUUUCCUUCAAUCACGUCAUGGAGAAAUUCAAACAGCAACGCCUAUUGUCAUCAUCAUCAUCACCACCUCAAGACAAAUCACCCAAUACCAUGAUCCGUGAAAAAGUCAAAGCACUGAAUGAUGACAGCGACAGUGAUUUGGAGAUUGUGCACCCACAAGCUGUCAAGGAAGUGGAUUUUGCAUCACCUGAUCGACCUCGAUUACCUUUUGAACAAUUCCAGUCAUCACCCUCGCCUUUAAGGAAUCGACCCAUGACACAUCGCGAUCUCAACAAACGAUUACAGGAUAUGAUGGCAAAAGAAAUGCUUGAACGUCGACGCCAUAUGGAAGAAAAAGCACGUGCUACGGGUACCUUUAAGACCACCGAGGAAAUUGUACGGCAUCAAUUGGCACUUGAGAAACAGGCUCAGCAAAUUGGUAUGCAAGUCAAUGAGCAUUUUAUCAGAGAAAGUGGACGCAAGAGUCGACCUUCCAAUGAUGACGACAAAGUACCUGAUGAAGAAGAUGAAGAUGUCUUUGAGGAAUUGUUUUUAUCGGGUGAAGAAGAAGGAGAAGAAGAAGAGGUUGGCGAGGAUGACAAUGAAGAAGACGUGCACAUGGAAGAGAAUGGGGAUGACAAGGAGAAUGAAGCCACCAAUCCACCAGAGGCGAUGCCGAAGGAUGAUGGUGAUGAUCAACCUAUUCGCAAAAGAAAACGCAACAACGUCUUGUUCAGCGAUGAUGAUGAAGAAGCUAGCGACACAGGAUCAGAAAAGCAAGUCGAUCAGCCAAUGGAAGACAACAUGGUGGAUACAGCAGCAACAGCAGCACCACCUAUCAAACACCAACGCAAGGAAAAGAGUGAAUACUUGGAUGCUGAAGCUCAGGAAUCAGAAGAUGAAUACUUUGGCGCUGGUGGUCCGGAUGCGGAUGAGGAUGAAGAUGAUGCUCGUCUUGAUCAGUAUGAAAAAGAUGGGAUGCUUGUGGAUAAAACGGAUGAACAUGUGGAUGAAGCGACAUUACGUGCAGCACUCAAUUCACAAUUGGCCGAAUCCGAUAAACACAUGGUGGAGCGGUUGCUUAAGGAUAUUAUGAGUGGUGAUUUGAGACGUCGUCGUGCAGCACGUGAAGCAGGCCUCAUGUUGGAUGAUUACGAUAUCUAUGACGAUCCAGAAGACAAUGAUUUGAUUGCAUUACGACGUGCAGCCAACGAACGACGUAAACGAUUAUUGGACCAAAGUGGCGAUCCAAUUCAAGCCUUGGCCCGUGAUCCAAAAACAGCAGCAUUUGCAAAAGCUCUCCAAUCAAUGCCUGAAGAUCCUCAAGGUUUGGAUUUGAGUGACCAUGAACAAGAAGAUGAUAUGAUGCAAGGCAGUGAUGGGGAUGAUGAUGAGGAUGAGGAUGAUGAUCUUGAUCCACGAAGUAACUUGAGUCUUGUGAUUCCAGAGGAUGAGGAAGAGCAAGAGGAUGAAGCACCUGAUAGUCGCCACAUGAUGACGCUGGAUGACAGUGAUGAGGAACAAGGAUUAGCAGUCGUUGAGCGACAAGAACGACCGGUUAUUACCAGAGAUCAAAGGAUGCGAGAUCAACAACGACAACGAUUAAAACGACUUUUGGCUGAAUCAGGAGGAAAUUUGGGCGCACCUGCUGAGAACAGUGCACGUGUUGGUUUAACAGCAAAAUCACAGCCAACGGAACGCAAGGUGGCACGAUACAUGGAGUUACCCAAAGCUGCACUUGAUGAAAGUCCACUACAGAAGCGUGAACCUCGUCUAUUGGGAAUGUUAAAGCCACCAAAUAAGCGAUAA
Lichtheimia ornata is the source of this 2610-nucleotide messenger RNA. RefSeq lists its product as uncharacterized. The transcript has 3 exons. The record is from RefSeq and is a predicted model, not a curated record. The coding region runs from base 1 to 2610 and encodes 869 amino acids. NCBI's taxonomy places the organism in Eukaryota, Fungi, Mucoromycota, Mucoromycetes, Mucorales, Lichtheimiaceae.